This is a messenger RNA of Jaminaea rosea, 2115 nucleotides long. RefSeq lists its product as hypothetical. The record is from RefSeq and is a predicted model, not a curated record. The transcript has 2 exons. The coding region runs from base 99 to 2090 and encodes 663 amino acids. Lineage: Eukaryota; Fungi; Basidiomycota; Exobasidiomycetes; Microstromatales.
UGAAUGGGAUUGCUUCGCUCCGCUCCACCGACUACCAUCCACCAGACAGCAUGGCAGUAGAGACAGCGACCACAACGACAGCAUCGCCUCAAGGCCCAAUGGGCAGCGGCGCUGGCAAUGAGCAGCAGUCGGGCUCCAAGUUCAAGCGCUUCCUUCGUAAGUUUGGUCGAAAGCCAAGCGAUGAUGCCGAGGGGCAAGUUGGCGGCGAUGCCAAUGAGCAUCAGCGUCACCACCACGAGGGCAACGGCUCAGCUGCUCCAACUUCUGCUAGCAAUGUCACUGGCACUGGCACCAACGGCAGCUUAGCAGCGCCUGGCUCGGAUGCCAAGAGCCGCAGAGCGAGCAAGCAACGAGGCAACAGCUUGCUCGGCAAGGCAAGCUUGCGAUCAAAGACGCCUCAAGGUAGCAACGCGGGAGGCAAUGGUAUCGCUACUAAGCCACAAGCUCCAUCCACUCCACGAGGCCCAGCCCCAAAUACCACCGCUACCGGCGCGCCGACGCCCAACUUUGCCGGCUCGAGCGGACAGGGCCUCGCUGAUACCCUCGUAGUUGCUGAGCCGCCUCCUCAGCUCUCUACGCCUGAGCGCCUCGCACCCAUCAAUCCCAUCGACGUAGCUGCUGCUGCCCCUGUCGCCGCUGUUCCGAGCAAUGGCGGCGCUAUUCCUUCGUCGACAACGACGGCCACACCACCUCGCCCUGUAGUCAUGAGCGAGUCGUCUGGCAGCCCAGCUCGCUCGCGAGACGACAACUCCUUUGAUAUCGACUCGACUGAGGGAUUCCGCAAGCGUGAUUCUGUGGACAAUAGGACGAUGGACACAGGCAAAAGCACCAAGCCUACGACGCUCAUGUCUCUGGACCGCGAGCCCUCCUCUCAAAUGGCACAUAUCGCCCAAUAUAGGCAUGGAGAAUACCCCUCUUCCUCAUCGGCAGCAGCAGCUGCUUCCUCCUCUUCCUCUGCCCCUCUCCCUUCCGGGAACCUCAGCAACAACCCCACCCGCUCCCCUUCCUCGGUCCAAUUCGUCCCGGCGUCGUCCGGCCCAGCAACCAAUACCAUUCCGGCUAGUCCCUCAACAACAUAUGACAGCGCAGUUCACCCCUCCUCCACGGGCAAUGGAGGCCACUCAGUCUACAUGAAUGCUCCUACCCUUUCGCGCCCUCAUCCUGCCAACAACCCGCAUCCUACAGCUUACCCACCGGAUAAUGCCAGUGUUCUCACCCUCGCCAGCUCAACGGCAGCGCAGAGCAUUGCGGGUGGAGCCACUUCCUCUUCCUCUCGAGGGCAUGGAGGCGCGGGACAGCAUGGUCAAACCCCCUCGCUGAGCGGGGGUGGCAGGGCCAGGUCUCUUGUGGGAAGCUUGAUGGGGGAGAGAAGGAAUAGCUCUGAUACCUAUGCGAGCGUCAAGGCUUUGCCGCCUCUCAGUCGUAGGGGGUCGGAUGACAGUACGAGGACGAGCGGGAGGGAAUCUGUGGGUGCCGCCUCCAGCUUGGCGGGCGGUGGAUUCCCUGCAAGUGGGUCGUCGACGAACGUGGCUACGGCUGGGAUGGGAAGUGGAGCGGCGGGCGUCGUAGGAGCACCGGGCGCUCCACACGACAGAUUGAGCAUCGUGAGGACCCCCUCGCAGAGGACUGUCGCGACACAGCUGUCCAUUCCGCUCUCGGGAUCGUCCCAGAUCCUCAGCGGCGGCGGCAGUGCUCCGGGAGGGGCGGAUCGUCGUGCCUCGUCGGGGUCUGCGCACCUACUCCAGCAGCAAACCACAGCCGCCUCCUCAGCCGCGACCACUUCGGCCGCAUCCGCCUCUACCGCAGGCGCCGGAGCGACGCCUACGAGCAGUAUCGCCCCGCACGCAGGCAAUGAAAGUGUGGAGAUCGACGCGGAUGACGACUUGCACAUCCCCGGUGGGGACCUGAGCAUGGCGAGUGCCGAUGUGACCACUGGUGGGCUCAGCGUACCGGAGAUCACGCAAACUAGGCCGAGCCCGUCGCCUACGGAUGAAGGAGCUGAGAGACAGUUGGGGAUGGGAGGGAUUCCGGCGGGAGCUCAGGUAGUUGGAGAGAAGACGCCAGCUGUAAGCGCUGGGUCUGCUUUGUGACGUUGGAGCGAUGCGAUACGACAGC